AUGAAGAUAAUAUGUAGAAUUUCAAAAAUACCAUCAAAUGAAGAAGAAUGGUUGGAAAAAGCUAAGGAAUUUGAAGAUAAAUGGUCCUUUCCUCAUGCUAUAGCUGCUAUGGAUGGCAAGCAUGUCAUUAUACAAGCUCCCUCAUUCAGUGGGACUGAAUACUAUAACUAUAAACAGUUUUUCAGUAUUGUACUUUUUGCGUUAGUUGACGCUGACUACAAUUUUAUGUAUGUUGACGUUGGUACUCAAGGACGUAUAUCAGAUGGUGGCGUUUUUAAAAAUACUAAUCUAUAUAAAAAAAUGGAGAGACAUGAUUUAAAUAUUCCCGAGCCACAUGCAUUGCGAAUUCCAUACUUAUUAAAAGUACCAUAUAUGAUCUUGGCUGACAAAGCAUUCGCAAUGAAUGAAUAUACAAUCAAACCAUUCGAAGGAAAUCCAGAGGUAGGUUCACCCCAACGUGUUUUUAAUAAUCGACUUUCCAGAGGUCGUCGAGUUGUAGAAAAUGCGUUCGGGAUACUUAGUGCUGUGUUUCGUGUUUUAAGGAAAAGUAUGGCGUUGCAACCCGAGAUAGCAUCGAAAAUUGUCUUAACAACUAUAUACUUGCAUAACUUUCUGAGAAAACGUCCUUCAUGCCUAAUUUACACCCCCCCAGGCAGUUUAGACACGGAAAAAGAUGGAGCGUUAACUAAUGGUAGAUGGCGACAAGAGCAACCAACAUCAUCGCUUUUAUCUAUGCGAAAUAUUCCACGUAGAAUAACUGAUCAUGCCAAGACAGUACGUUUACAUUUAGCUGAUCAUUUUGUUUUGAACGACGUUUUACCUUGGCAAAAUAAUUACUAG
Messenger RNA from Acyrthosiphon pisum (pea aphid), 840 nucleotides. RefSeq lists its product as uncharacterized. Lineage: Eukaryota; Metazoa; Arthropoda; Insecta; Hemiptera; Aphididae. The record is from RefSeq and is a predicted model, not a curated record. The coding region runs from base 1 to 840 and encodes 279 amino acids. The transcript has 2 exons.